AUGGAGGCGUGUCGAUCGCUGUGCGCGCGGGGACGCGGGCUCGAGGCGCGACACUUCGGCUUCGGCGUGCUGCGGGACGUGGCGCGGACGCGCUGGCGAGGGCUGACGGCGGAGGAGCGGAUGGAGAUGGCGAGCUUGGCGCACGGGAUGCUGCUGGAGGUGAGCGCGGGAGACGCGGCGGAGGCGUACGCGGUGAAAUCAAAGGCGGCGACGCUCGUGGCGGAGACGGUGCGGCAGGAGGGCGCGAGUCUGUGGACGAGGUUGGUGCCGGAUUUGGUGAGCAUGACGACGGGGGACGAGGCGCAGAGGGCGGAGAUGGGGGUGAACGUCAUACGGUACGUCGCGGAGGACGUGGCGGUGUAUAACGAGGACAUGAUAGGUGGGAAGAUGCGAGAGUUGUUGGGCGGGUUGUCGAGCACGGUGGGGACGAUUUUGCCGGCGAUUUACGCGCUGAUGGAGAAGCAUUACACCAAGGCGACCGCGGCGACGGAUCGCGAGGUGGCGAAAAGGCACGCCGCGGCGGUGAAUGCGGCGCUCGGGGCGGCUGCGGUGUACAGCGAGUGGGCUCCGUUGGCGCCAAUCAUGCGGAGCGGUUUGAUCGAGGCGUGUGGGAUGCUCUUGGCGAGCGAUGAAUUUCGUUGCGCGGCGUGCGAUGCUUUGAGACACGUCGUCGCUCGCCGUGCCAACGUCGCGCAAGGCGUGGACGAGCAAGAUGAUCAGGAUAUCAUCAAGGGUUUGACGCUCGCGGCGAACGCGAUGUCCACGGCGGCGGAACGCGUGAUUUCGCACCCGAACCAAGCCGAUCUCGUGAGCGAUCCAGAAGAAGUCAUGUUCAUCAAGAGACUGGGUGAGACGAUGGCAUCGAUGGCGGGGUACCAUCUCAGCACGAUCACGGACGAGAGCACGCGUAACGUGUUCCUCGAGCGAUUGAUGGGGCUGUCGCGAUUUCCUAGUUUGGAGGUUUUGGACGUCGUUAUCGGCGCGUGGCCGGUGAUGCUCCGCGCCAUGGGUGCCGAGCUUCCCAAGACGUUCGUGCGAGGACCACCGUCGCAAGGAGUUAAUAAUCCAUACAACGCGCAAAAGCUCGAGCCGAACGGGAUUCUUCCCAUGGGCGCUCCCGAGGUUUUGCUCGAAAUCUCGCGCGUGUGGCUCAACGCCGGCGCGGGCAUCGCCUCUGGGUUUGACACCAAUGGUAUUCCGGGUAAUAAAGCGGAAGAUUGGGCCGAUGAAUUCGAAAGCGUGGUAGAGCUUCGCGAGACGUGGGUGCAGCUUCGGGCGAAAUGGAUGGACAUCACCAAGUUGUGCACGGCGUUGUGUCCGAGCAGCGCGGCGAAUCAAGCGUCGCAAAACACGCUGAUGGUGAUUUCGUGGACGCAACCAGGCGGACCUUUGGCGAAUAGCUCGGAUGAAACGAAAUGCGCGGCUCUGGAGGGUGCGACGUCGUUUUUAGAAGCCAUCAUGGUCGCUCUUCCGACCGAGGGUCCGUCGUUUAUGGGCUUCGCUAGCACGUUGGAGGCGCUCCUCGGCCAGCUCGUGGCGAUUGACUUCAAGGCGCCGCUGAGCAACGCGCAGGUGUCCAAAUUGCUCGAAACGUUCGGCAAGUUUGCCCGGGCGCGUCCAGAAGUGGCUCUGACGAUAAUGAGUCGACUUUUUACGAUUUUGAAUGAAUUGCCCGCCGACGUACAAUCUGGAGCGCCGCCGGUGCGGCAGCGCGACAUCGUCGCGAGCGGGCGCACGGGCCAGGCGGCGAGACAAAAAGUGUGCGCGGCGAUUCUCAUAGUUUGUUCAGCGGCCCCAACGGCUUUGAACCCACAUCUGGAGGCUUUUGCCUCUCAAAUCGAAACCAUGAAAUCUUCCGGACGACUGAGCGGCGCCGAGCGAGGUUCGCUCGCCGAGGCGCUCCUCGCGGUUGCUGGGCCGUCCGGCGCGCAGCGCGUGCGCGAAGUUCUCGAGUGGCUGCUGUCAUCCGUCCGAAAUAGAUGGGUUCCUGGGGGUGCGCUCUCGCCAGAGGUUGAGCAUCUGUUGGCCAUUUCUACGAUGGCGGCGGGCGAAGCCGCCGGCGGAACGCAAGGCUUGUCGUCGGCGCACUGGGAGCUGUUUCACGACGUACAACUCACCGAGCGUUGUCUUCGACGGAGUUUGGGUGAUGCGGAAACAGCUAAAGUACCGACAGGUUUGAUGAAGCCCGUGGACCCACCGCCACCGAUAUCGGAAUGUCCGGCAGUGGAUCAUAUGGAAUGGGCCGUCUCGCUCGUCUCGUGCUUGGCGCGAAGAAUUCACUCGUACUGGACUCCGCAAGGGAGCGCGGCGAUGCACAGUUGCCAAUUAGGCGCGGCGCUUGGAAUGAGCCCCGAAGAGAAGGCGGCGUAUUUGAUUCACGGUCCGGCGCGAACGCAAGUUCUCAACGAGGAAGAACCCGGGACGAGCACGACGGCGAGCGCGUCUCGCGAUUGGAUGCGAUGCCUGCGCGAUUGCUCGUACUCGGUCUUCGCGUUGUUCAGCAUUCACGCUCCCGCGGCAUUUUACCCGAACCAAGCCUUAGCGAGCGCGUGUGGUGGGUCUAUGUUAGCUGAUCUGCCGUACAUGGAGCUCAGGCACGUUCGUCAAGUCGUGCACGCGGCGGUGCGACCGAUCAUGGGGCGGUGUCCGGCGGCGCAUCGCGCGAUGUGGCAGACGGCGCUCGUGAACCCGCUGUGCGCGGCGCUGCACGACCGCCUCGCCAAGGAAUGGGCGAACACGCGCGUGGUGAACGCGACCAAGGCGCAAGAAAGAGGAGAUGAAGACGACGAGACGGAUGGCGUCGAGGUGAAUGAUUUGAUUUCUGAACGAAUUCUUCGCGACAUCACGCGGGACCACUGCGCGAUGCUCGCCAUCGUCGCGGCUCCCGAAGGCACGUUCGGGCGCAAGACCAAAGGGAGUGGGUUGACUGGUGUCAUGGGUGAUAUGUCAAACACGCUAUUAGGGACAUCGUACGCCGGAGGGAAACACAUAUUGGAUUGGAUCGCGCACGGUGACGCUAACGCGAUUCGCGCCGGCAUCGCCACGGGGGCCGCCGCGCUCACGUGGGAAGACGCGGAAUCCACCGGCCACGCCGUGAACUUUGUGCGCGGGCUGUGUGCCGCCGCCGGGAGCGCGAACGCACCGCAAGCGUUGCGAGACAACGUCGGUUCAGAUGUCUUCCAAGCCACCCUCGUGGCGCUGACGCAAAGCUCCAACGCCGCGCACCAAGCCGACAUUCUCGGCUUGAUUCGCGACAUCAUCAUUUGGCUCACCCCGAAGACGCAAUCCGUGGUACAAAUCUUGAUGAGUCUUCCCGGAAUGACGCAGCAAGCCCUCGAUUCAUGCGUGCGAGAGCUCGGUGCCAUGCGAAGCGAGAAGAAAGCCGCUAAUUUCGUCAAGGACUUCUUAAUCAACGCCAGCGGAGGAGGAGAAGAGCUUCGCGCCCUCGUCGAGGCGCGUUCGCAAACCAACAAGAGCGGCGUCGCGAUUCAAAUACCGAAGACCGCCCCGCGAAAUCCAGUGAAGCAAUCGACGAGUCCGGACAAUCACGGUUUCUCCGCCGAGGCGGCGUCCAACGCGAUCGGACUGUGA
Messenger RNA from Ostreococcus lucimarinus CCE9901, 3591 nucleotides. RefSeq lists its product with no specific name. NCBI's taxonomy places the organism in Eukaryota, Viridiplantae, Chlorophyta, Mamiellophyceae, Mamiellales, Bathycoccaceae. Gene Ontology annotation, biological process: RNA export from nucleus; protein export from nucleus. Bases 1 to 3591 code for a protein of 1196 amino acids. Gene Ontology annotation, molecular function: RNA binding; nuclear export signal receptor activity. The transcript is spliced from 3 exons. The record is from RefSeq and is a predicted model, not a curated record. Gene Ontology annotation, cellular component: cytoplasm; nucleus; RNA nuclear export complex.